ACAAACUACCGGAAAGCGGAUCCUGCUGAAAAACCAAACCUUUGGAUCACUGGACUAUUGUGGAAAACCGAGGAGUCUGAACAUGUCCUCCAGUAGACCACGGAUCCCGGAGGAGCACCUGCCGGAGGGAGUCGCCCCCCAGCAGGUGCUGGACAACGAUGCAGGUGGUGUAGACGACAUCAUUGGACGUCCUGCAGAAGAUGGGUUCCCUGAACUGAUCUUGGUUGUGGAUGAUGACGAAGACAACAAUCUCCCAGUCAACAUCUCAUCUGGUGAGGAAGAGGAGUUUGAGGAAGACGAUAGGGAAGUCGACGAGACCGACUCAGAAAGUGAAAUUGGUGAGGUCUGGUCUGGCGACUUCAGCAAUGAUUCAGGGUACAGCACCAUGACUUUCUCUGAAGAGUACCUUGAAGACGACCUUGAAGACGACUUUAGACCUCUGUCCCCUCUCGUCCAGCAGUUCCCACCAGAAAGCUUUUGGCAGGACUGGCGAAGGAUGCAUCCUUCUUUUAUUGCUGGCGCACCUCUUCUUGUUGUUCCCGCUCGUAUUCCUGAUGCUGCUCCCGUUUGUGGUCCUGCCGCUGCUCCUCAGCAGCUGAUGGUCGGGCACCCGCAGGUACCCGUUCAGCCCGAGAAGCUUCCCGAGCAGCAAGUGGAACGACCUGAGGGAAGUGUACUCCCAUUUUCUGAGAGGCUGGAAGAGUGUGCCCCCUCAACUUCAGGCCUCAGCUCCUCCACAAAGAGGACCAGGGAAGAGAACUACACGGGGCAGGUAAGUAGCAAGAGGCCGAGGGUGAAUUCCGAGGAAAACCCUGAAGACGCAGUUCCUUCUACGUCAGGCCUCAGCUCCUUUUCAAACGGAAGCACUCAAGAGAACUACAGGGACUCAGCUCCUUCAACCUCAGGCCUUGGAUUCUUCACAGGCAGGAGACCAUGGCCUUUUGUCCCUUUUGGAACCCCAAGAUGGGCUGAUGACAGCGACUCUGAUUAGAGUUUUUGCUAACGCUGUUUG
Molecule: messenger RNA, 1012 nt
Organism: Xiphias gladius (swordfish)
Lineage: Eukaryota; Metazoa; Chordata; Actinopteri; Istiophoriformes; Xiphiidae
Exons: 2
Coding region: 83-991 (302 amino acids)
Source: RefSeq, a predicted model, not a curated record